Molecule: messenger RNA, 1365 nt
Organism: Juglans regia (Persian walnut)
Lineage: Eukaryota; Viridiplantae; Streptophyta; Magnoliopsida; Fagales; Juglandaceae
Product: protein FAR1-RELATED SEQUENCE 5-like
Exons: 2
Coding region: 1-1365 (454 amino acids)
Source: RefSeq, a predicted model, not a curated record
AUGGAUACCCCAAAUGUGAGAGAUGAUGAGGUAGUGAAUGAUAAUCAUGUUGUAUUGAUGGGGAAUGAUGAUGAUGAUGUGGUUUUAGAGCCAACGCCGGGAAAUGACGAUGAUGGGGUGCCGGGAAAUUAUGAUGAUGGGGUUUCAGAUCCAACGUCGGGAAAUGAUGAUGAUGGGGUUUCAGAACCAACACCAGGAAAUGAUGCUGAUGGGGUUUCAGAACCAACGCCGGAGAUGUUUUUUAAAACUGAGAAAGAACUCAUUUACUACUACAAGCAAUAUGGGAGACAGGCUGGAUUCGGCAUAAUGACCCAAAGAAGUAAAAGGGAAGAUGAUGGGAGUGUUAGAUAUGUAACACUUGGGUGUGCUCGUGGCGGUAAGGCAAGGAAACGUAUUACCAACAUGUCUAAACCACGCCCGACAACGAAGACUGAUUGUAAGGCGAGAAUUAAUGCAGUUUUGGCUGAUGGUGUCUUACGUAUAACUACUGUCUGCAAUGCACAUAACCAUGGGUUAAGUCCACAAAAGGCAAGAUUUUUUAGAUGUAAUCGAGCAAUUGAUGAUUCUGUGAAGAGGCAGUUAGAUAUUAACGACAAGGCAGGCAUAGGUAUGGCCAAAAGUUUUAACGCAUUGGUUGUCGAGGCUGGUGGUUUUGAGAAACUUCCAUUUAUUGAAAAAGAUGCAAGGAAUUAUAUAGAUAAGGCUCGACACCUUAGACUUGGCAAAGGAGGUGCUGAUGCACUUCGUGGUUAUUUUGAGAGGAUGCAGUAUAAGAAUGAUGGGUUUUACUCAUCAAUGGAUUUGGAUGAUGAGGGUCGAUUAAAAAAUGUAUUUUGGGCCGAUGCACGCAGCAGAGCAGCAUAUGAUUAUUUUGGGGAUAUUGUGACAUUUGAUACAACAUACCUAACAAAUAGAUAUGGCAUGUCAUUUGCUCCGUUUGUUGGUGUUAACCACCAUGGACAGUCAAUACUGCUGGGAGCAGGUUUGAUAUCAAGUGAAAAUACUGAAACAUUUGUUUGGUUAUUUGACACUUGGUUGAAAUGUAUGGAUGAGAGGGCGCCAAAAGCUAUUAUCACUGAUCAAGACAGGGUCAUGAAAAAUGCUAUUGCAAUAGUCUUUCCAAAUACCCGGCAUAGAUACUGUUUGUGGCACAUAAUGAGAAAACUACUAGAGAAGUUGGGCUCACAUGCUGAAUUUAAGUGUGGGUUGAAAAGUGCAUUGCAGAGAUGUGUUUAUGAUUCUCAAACUUCUGACGAGUUCGAGAAGUCUUGGGAGGUGUUUAUUGACACUUACAAUUUGAAGGAAAAUGCAUGGCUUCAAAGUCUCUAUAGUGAGCAAAUGGACUACGUUGAAAGAAUUCGUUGA